CCAUGGGGCGGAAGAAGAAGACGCUUCACGAUUACGCGGCCGAAUUCUCGGAGCUGUCGGUGAAACGGCACCUGCUGGAGCGCGGCGGGGCCGGGGAGGCGGCGGUGGUGGAGACGCUGUACUGCACCUUCUGCCAGCUGCCCAUGCGGGUCCGCCGCGACCGCAUCCUGGAGCACCUCUCCUCCGGCCGGCACUACCGCAACCGCCGCCUGCUCCGCCAGCACGGCCUGCGGGCCCCGCUCCUCCUCUCUGCAGGUCCAGACGUCGGUCCCGGCUUGCCCCUGCAGCUCGACGCGCCCUCCCUGCUCUCCCAGCCCUCCAUCAUCCUGGCCGGUACCAGCACCACCUACGGCAUGGUCCCCUCGCCGCCCUCCUGCCACAAGCCUCUCUUUCCCCUCUUCCCCCUGGCCGCCAGCGGGGCCGCUCCCAGGGAAGACCCCGCUCCCUCCACCAGUUGCCCCCCGGCUCUUCCCACCCUCCACACCAGGAUCGCGCCCGCACCCCUGAAACGGCGCAGCCCGAGCGGGGCCGUCACCGAGGCCUCCGACAGCCCCGUGCCCGUCGGGCAGCACGGCAGCGGGGUCGGCCUCGCCCUCUUCGGCGCAGGGUUGGCUCACAAAGCCUUGUUUCAAAGCCUGAUGGAGGAACACGGCUGCAGCUUGCUCUACAUCGUGGAGGAUGAGCUGGAGGAGGUGGAACGCGCCUUCGGGGCUGAGUUCCUGGCUGGCACCAGGGUGCUGCGGCAGCGGGACGCCGAUGUGGCACUCGGCGAUCAGAGAGUCUCUGGAGCCAUUGUUUGUUUGCCACCUGAAGAUGCCUCUGAGAUUGUGAUAGAAGCUUUGAGAGCAGGGAAAGGUGUGUUUUGUGAGAGGCUGCCCAGUUUUGACAGGCAGAUGGCAGAAGCUUGUUUUGAUGAAGCUGACAGAUGUGGCAGACCUCUGGUGUGUGGAUUCUACAAGCGUUUUGACCCAGCCCUGCAGUUCCUCUACAAGAAGGUCCGUGACAGCCAGGCCCUGGGGAGGAUCCACAGGAUAUCUGCCAUCAGCAGCAUCUACCCAGCCUCCCCUCUGAGCUUCCUCAAAACAUCAGGUGGAAUUUUUUAUAAUGCUGCUGUGCACGAGAUAGAUAUUGUCAGCUUGUUGCUGGGAGAGAGUGCACCAGAUACAAUAUUUUCACUGGGCCAUGCAUUCUGUGCAGAUAUGGCCUGCCUGAAGGAUGCAGACUCUGUAGCCGUCAGCAUGAAAUUCCCCAGCGGAGCAAUUGUGACUUUGGACAUCAGCCAGCACUGCACUAAGAGCUGUGAGCAGAGACUCCAGGUUCAGGGCUCCCAAGGAACGUUGCGGGUCGAUAAUCAGAAUCCACUGGGAAUCACAGAGCAUGGAACUUCAGUGUCCUUGUACUCCCAGACCCAAGCUGAUCGCUUCAGGGAUGCACACAGGGAGCUCUUCCGACACUUCCUGAGAACCCUGAAAGGCAAAGAGUCCCCUGUGAUAACCAAAGAGCAGUUUCUCUGGACAAUUCAGGUCGCUGCAGCUGCUGAGCAGUCCUGGAGGAACGGAUCUGCUGUUGACCUGCGGAACGAAGCGAUGGAUUCGUCUGUGAUCAAGACUGAGAUCAUGUGAAACAUUUCCUGAGGUGCAGGAUGACCUCAAGCUGUGCCACGGGCAGCUCUGUCCACCUGGGGGUGUCUCCACUGUAACCUUCAAAGUAAGACUUGUGGUUUUGAUGUUGUCCCCAGGAGGUGGAGGCACUUUUGAACCAGGAGUGCUCGGGAGCGAGGCCACGGGGGUUUCCUCUACCAGGGCCCUCCAGAAGUUCUGGGCAGUUUCAUCCAGGUGUUUUUUCCCUCCUGGAGAGCUCUGUGGUUUUCCUGGGGGAGCACCAAUGCUCCUCAGGCCACGGGAUGGUGUAGACUACCACCAACCUGAUGGGAACAGUGCAAGCAGGUGACUUUCCUGGAAACAUCACAAGUGAGAUGACCUAAUGCUCCAAAAACCCCAAGGAGCAUCCCUCUGGUCCCUACCCAUUUCCCUUCAGUGUAUGCAGGAAUGUGAUUUCUGUUCUCAACUCACCUCUGAGCCUCCUAUUUAUUGCUUGGGUUUCCUAAACCUUUUUGAGAAAAAGUUCUGAUUGGAUUUGCUGGGGGGGAAAAAAAUGAACAAGUGGGGAGGGAGGUGUCCCAACCAUCCAGGUACCACUGAAGGGAGAUUUGGUUGUAAGGCCCUGAACUGAGGCUGUUGCAGAGGAGCAACACACUUGUAGUUUUCAGUGCCAGCAGUGCAUUAUUCCAGGGGUUUUUGGAAAGCAGCUGGUGAGUCUGGAAAGCAGGGAUAAGCUGUUAUGGGGCUGGGCAGCUGCUGGGGUUGGUGACAGACUGGGUGCUGUCUGGGUUCCCUGCAGCAGCUGCUGUUUCCCUGACUUCAAUGCAGAUGUUGUACAUGGACAUUUUAGUAGCAAAACAAAACCAAUAAUCACAUUCCUGAGUGUAUGAAGGGUGUCUGAUUAUGGAUUUUGAGGUAUUUUUUUUACAGUCCAGCAGAUCUGGAAUAUACCCCACAGAAAAUGAUAGUGCCUUCCACAACAGGCGAGUCUGCUUUUAAACCAGGUUCUUUGUACCUUUCUAUUCUCAUGCUGAGCUCGUUGCAGAUGAUAGAUUUUACUACUGUCUAUUUCUCCCAUG
Molecule: messenger RNA, 2680 nt
Organism: Calypte anna (Anna's hummingbird)
Lineage: Eukaryota; Metazoa; Chordata; Aves; Apodiformes; Trochilidae
Product: myo-inositol 2-dehydrogenase-like
Exons: 9
Coding region: 3-1622 (539 amino acids)
Biological process (GO): NADPH regeneration
Cellular component (GO): cytoplasm
Molecular function (GO): oxidoreductase activity; nucleotide binding
Source: RefSeq, a predicted model, not a curated record